Teleopsis dalmanni is the source of this 2449-nucleotide messenger RNA. RefSeq names its product TBC1 domain family member 15 (gene Tbc1d15-17). NCBI's taxonomy places the organism in Eukaryota, Metazoa, Arthropoda, Insecta, Diptera, Diopsidae. Gene Ontology annotation, biological process: activation of GTPase activity. The coding region runs from base 185 to 2281 and encodes 698 amino acids. The record is from RefSeq and is a predicted model, not a curated record. Gene Ontology annotation, molecular function: GTPase activator activity. The transcript is spliced from 4 exons.
CUGCAACAGCUGUUACUUAUUCGCAACCAUAAUAAAAGUCAUAAUAGAAGAUAGCGCAAUAUUUUCCCGUUUUUUCUUAUUGUGAAAUCGAAACUCGAAGAUAAACUAGUUAAUAAUUGUGACAAGUUCGUUUGGUAUAAGAAACAAACAAACUGUGUUUUGAAGUGAAAACAAAUAUAAAAUAAUGCUGCCUUCACCAAGUGAAUCAUCACAAGUGAGCACUAGCACAGAAAGUGAAACGGAGAAUGUUUUGUCCGAAGAGCAAUUGGGUCCUGCGACUAUUUUAUGCACACACGAUGGUGUGUUGCUUAAGAAAACAAGCGCAGAGCAUAUUGCUGAGUUAAAUAGCAGCGGUGCUUUAUCACUUGUUGAAUAUACCAAUCCACGUGUAUUAUUUAUCGAAUGGCGUCCAAAUGAAAAUAUACUUAUUGCUGACGAUAGUCAAGAUCAAGGUGAAUGGGCUUUAGUCGACACAAUAUCCAGACGUACACGCACCACAUCUGAAUGUAAAGUUUUCAAUACGAAACCCAUAGACCUAAACAAUCCCGCUAGUAAACCACGUCUUAUACGCACAAAUUUAGAAGAGCUCAAAUCAAUAGAAGUUAAGCGUCGUGGUCACUCUGUACGCCUAAUGCGUCAAAGUGACGGGACUGUACACACUGAAUAUUUUUUUCAACAUGGCAACGCAGAUCUAUUUGUGCGCUCAAUGCGUCAAUUGCAUAUUAUUGAUGUUGCACCAAAUAGUCGUAAUGGAGAGGAGUACAUAAUUCUGACCACCGAAAAGCAAAAGUUAAAGAAAACAUUCGCUGAAUUGGAUAUUGGUGAAAUUAAGGCAAGCUCAGCAGGCAAUGAGAGCUGGCUGCCGAAUAAAGUGGUUGGGUUUCUAAUUAAUAUACCAGACUUUGUGCCACCGCCCUUUCAUCGUUCCUCGCCAAAAUCACGUCCUGGCUCACUUGAUGAUGGUGAUCGGUCAAAAUUAUCUACAUCCACCGAAAAUUAUCAAAUGAUUGGUUUAAGUGGUAGUAACACUGCUAGUUCCGGCAGUCCAAGUGGCAAUGUUAGUACUGAAAAAUCUCCAGUCGAUAGUGAACUGGAAAAUGGAAAGGAACAAGAUGAAAAAAUUGUUAAUACGUUACCAGAGCGACAGACUGUCACAAGAAGUGCUCCUCUUAAUGAAACACAAUGGCUAGAGUUUCGUACACAUGAAGGUCGUAUUUCUGAUCCAACGCGUAUUAAGGAAAUUAUAUUCCGUGGCGGUAUAGAGAAAAAUCUACGUGCUGAAGUGUGGAAAUAUCUGUUAAAUUAUUUCAAAUGGGACGAUACGGAUGUUCAACGCAUACAACGACGCAAAGAAAAGUCUAUGGAAUACUACAGCAUGAAGGCCCAAUGGCUGUCCAUAACGUCCACGCAAGAGAUCAAUUUUUCUGGCUAUCGAGAUCGUAAGUGUCAAAUCGAAAAAGAUGUCAAACGCACAGAUCGCACAUUAGAGUUUUUUGCCGGUGAAGAUAAUCCCAAUUUAAUGCUACUUCAAGGCAUACUUAUGACUUAUGUCAUGUAUAAUUUUGACUUGGGUUAUGUACAAGGCAUGUCCGAUUUGUUGGCACCUAUAUUGGCAAUACAAGAGAAUGAAGUUGAUGCAUUUUGGUGUUUUGUCGGUUUUAUGGACAUGGUAUUUGCUAAUUUUGAUAUCGAUCAGGCUGGCAUGAAAACACAAUUCAGUCAAUUACGUCGCCUGUUAGAGUUUGCCAAUCCGCGCCUUUUCAACUAUAUGAUAACACAUGAUUCCGAUAAUAUGUAUUUCUGUUUCCGUUGGUUGUUGGUUUGGUAUAAACGUGAGUUUAGCAACGAUGAUGUGCUUAAACUUUGGGAGUGCCUAUGGACACGUUUACCAUGUCCGAAUUUCCAUAUAUUGGUCUCCGUUGCAAUACUUGAUCAGGAAACAGAUAUUAUAAUUGAAAAUAAUUACGAAUUUACAGAAAUACUGAAACAUGUCAACGAAUUGUCUGGCAACAUUGACGUUAAGCGCACAUUAGAAAACGCUGAAGCGAUUUACUUGCAAAUUAAAUCUGCUGAUUAUUUGCCAAAUGAUAUACGCCAAAUUAUUAAUGAGCCUUUAUUGGAACCGUUAAAUGGCAAUGAUGGACUAUCGACUGAUGAACAGGAAGACUUUGAGGAUGCCUUUGAUGAGUUGGUACACGAAUUGUCGGACGAAGAGAAACGUCGUCAGCAAGAAUUGCUUGAGGAAGCAUGUGAGCGAUCUAUGUUUUUACAAUUUAUGUAACUUUUAUUGUCUGAAUAUAACUGCAGCUAUAAGAAUAAUCACAAAAACAGCACCAAUAAGUCACACAAAAAUCUUACAAUUCACACAAAUACACCAAUUUAGUUUAAUGUUAAUAUUAUUAUAAUUUUUUUAAUUUUUUAAAUUUUAUUUUUUAUUUUACAGAUGAGA